Drosophila willistoni is the source of this 1888-nucleotide messenger RNA. RefSeq names its product methyltransferase-like protein 25B. The coding region runs from base 121 to 1515 and encodes 464 amino acids. NCBI's taxonomy places the organism in Eukaryota, Metazoa, Arthropoda, Insecta, Diptera, Drosophilidae. Gene Ontology annotation, biological process: rRNA modification. The transcript has 3 exons. Gene Ontology annotation, molecular function: rRNA (adenine-N6,N6-)-dimethyltransferase activity. The record is from RefSeq and is a predicted model, not a curated record.
CACGGCUGGGAAUUGUUUCAAGUAGUAAUAAAUUGGAGACCGCUUUUAUUUGUAUAACCUUACUGUAGUUCUUAUUGUUAGUGCAUAUAACAAUUGAGGCACCAAAGCUACGAUUUGCUGAUGAGAGCGGUCGUCGCCAUGUCGCUGACCAGCAGCUACACAAAUGCCGAGGAUUAUUUUAAGGCUGCAGUGGACUUUUUGUGCUCUUACUCGUGGAUUUAUCUUGAGGUAAACACAUCUUGUCUUAGAUCAAUCGACUCCAUGCCACAGGACUUUAAAGACUAUUUUCUGGAAAUAUCAAAAGAAAACUUAGAUGUGUUUCCCUUAAUACACGAAGAGUUACACAUUUCUAUUCCAUCGUUGGAAGAAUUUCGCAAGAAACUGGCAUCUUUGACACCUGCAUCUGUGGCUCUAGAAGCCAUUAGACCAACACCAAGGCCAAAGGUUAAUCACCAGCGUAAGAUGUCACCCAAAAAGCUACAUGAAAUUCAGCAACUGGCAACACACAUAAAUAGCCAUUGCCAGGAUACGCAGCUCCUUGUUGACUUGGGCUCUGGACUUGGCUAUCUUACUGAAGCCCUGUACGAGCUAAAACCCAGUCUAAUGAUACUUGGCUUGGAGGCGGACGAAAGUAGAGUGCAGGCAGCACGUAAACGUUGCAAGGAACUUCUACCAGCGGCGGCCUCUAAGUCGAUUAGUUAUCAAAGUUCAUACGUCAGUGCCAAAUCUCGUGCUUAUAUAGAAGAUUGCUCAAUGGAGCUGGCACGUAGCAAUGGCUGUUUGUCACUGAGUAAAAUGUCUAUAAUAGGACUGCAUGCCUGUGCGGAUUUAAGCAUAGUGGGAAUGCAAUUGUUCCUGUCAAUGCCUCUAGUUCAGUCUAUUCACAUUAUGCCUUGCUGCUACCACAAAUUAGCUCUGCGAAAUCUUAAUGAUGAUUCCGUAUUUGAAAACUUUCCAUUGAGUGCGGUUCUAAGUAAGGUGGUGGCAGCUCAAUCGAAACCUGUACACUUUAAUCGGCCGUUCCUAAGGCUUGCCUGUCAGCAGACAAGUGCCCGCUGGAGAUACAACCGCAGUCCUGGCGAUGGAUAUCAUAUGUUUGCGCGCGCUCUGGCCGAGGCAAUCUGUGAUGUGGGUGAAUCUAUAAAGUGCAAGAAACCCCCCACACCCAUAUCAAAUCAAGGACAGAUAACUUUCAGUGAUCUUCAGCGGAGAUAUCAAUUGACUUCGAAGGUGACUGGUCAGAACUUGGAAUGGCUGCCCUCACAUGAAUCAAAGUUUAUGGAAAUGACCGAAAAUUACUCCAACAAUAAAGGACCAUGUCUAGCGGAGGCUUUGACCUGCCUACAGACAAGUAUUCAGAAACUCUGUGAAAAUGUGGUUCUAUUCGACCGUUUGUGCUACCUGGAGGAAGAGGCUGCUGCUCGAAAUUUGCCAGUGAGAACAAAAUACGAACAACUGGUUGAUGAAAAGCUAUCGCCCCGCUGUCAUGUGCUGAUUGCCGAAAAGUUAUCAUGAUGCGGGCGGAGAAACUUUCAUGCAUAUCCUGUGGCCUAUCCUGUUUAUGUCUACUCACAGGAGCUAAUGCAAUUAGUAGACACUCUGUUUCUUUAAAUUUUAAGCGCGGCUGUGUGCCUUCAUCUUUGUGUAUUCAUAUACCACGGUCUGUUGUCAUCAAUUAAAAUCAAUGCCAGGCUAAGGAAACUGUGCACAAUAGCUGCCUGUUGUAUGAGUGUGUGUGUGUGUGUGUGUGCGUGUGAGUUUGUUUGUUCUUUAAGGAAGUGUUUUACGAGUAAGUGCUCCGCCUUUUUGCUCAUUACACGGCCAGCAGUCCUUGGUAAUUAAAUUUCUUGUAUCUCCUGGUAUGCAAAUACAAAACUCUGUAAGUAUA